AUCAUGAAUGAUGACUGGUGUAAAGGAAAAUUGUCUUUGCAUGGCUUCAUCCGCCCUUAAAUACACAUUGAUUCGUUCAAUAAAGCAACAAAAUUAAGAGUAACAGUGAGUGGUUUUACCAAAUUUCUGCAACAAUUCUCCCAACAACUUUCCCCUGUUCCUCUCGCAUACAUACGAGACAAGUCCACACACACGGAGAGUAUGUGAGAGGAAUCAAAAACCGCGACGAUUUCAAGGAUACUUCCUUCAAGGUCCGGAUUUUAAAAGGGUACUUGGUUCUUGACUGGUUUGGUUUGAUUUUUGAAGUUCAAGUUGGGGAGGCAUUCAUGGUCGACGGAGCGAAGAAAGAGUACCCAUCGCUUCCACCAGACUACGUUUCGUUAGCCCAACUCCAAGAGCGAUGGAUCCAAAGGCAACAGGAAAAGAAGCUGAAAGAUAAACUAGAAGAGAAGGAAAAAGACAGAGAAGCGAGGACCCAGAAAAAAGAAGACCCAUCGCUUCCACCAGACUACGUUUCGUUAGCCCAACUCCAAGAGCGAUGGAUCCAAAGGCAACAAGAGAAGGAGCUGAAAGAUAAACUAGAAGAGGAGAAAAAGGAAAGAGAAUCGGGGACCCAGAAGCGGGAUCAGGAUCAGAGAGGGGUGGAGAAUGAUAGGCGUGGAAAAAUGGGGGAUGGGUCUCUAAGAGAUGUGCGUUGGAGAAGAGUGGAAAAAGAUGGGCGGGAGAUGGGCGUGGCCGAAGUGAAAGGAACGGGGAAGGAGAUAGAACUUGGUGGUUUUGACAGCCUAGAGGAAAGGACGAAGAAAAAUAAGGAGGAAAAGAGGAAUUUCGAGAAAAAGAAAUCUGCAGUCGAUGGGGAAAUGGGAAAGACUGAGGGAGAUGGGUGUCCAGAAGUGGAGAUAAUUCCCAGAAAUGAGGUGAAGGUGGGAAUUCCCGGGGUUUUGCGUGGGGAAAGCAGUAGAAGAGAUGAGGGUUAUGGUGAGUUGAAAGGAAUUCAGGAAAGAAUGAGUGUGUCGAAAAUGGAUGUUAUGCCCAGAAAUAGAGUGAGGGAGGAGAUUCCCAAUGUGAAAAAACUGGCGUCUAGAAGUGGGCUAAGGAGAAAUGGUGAUGACAGGGGAUUUGGUUAUACGAGUAAAAAAGAGUAUAGAGUUAAACUUGAUGGGACUGGAGUAAAAUUGGCUUCGGAAAAGAAAAUGGAGGGUGAAAAAGAGUAUGAUAAGAAGGGAAGAGGGAGGAGAAAUGGUGGCAAUGUGGAGACUUAUUAUCAGUUGAAGGAAAGUAGAGCUGGUGUGAAUUGUAAUGAAGUGGAACUGGAAUCAGAAAAUAAGGCAGAGGAUGAGAGUUUAGAAGUUUGUGGUGAAACAGGUGGUCUGAACGGAAGAAAUGGAAAUGGAUUCUUGGGGCAAAACAACAACCUGAGAAGCAAGAUUGGAGAGCAAAGAGUUGCAGGGGAAGGCUUGAAUGAUAAUAGGUUAGAAUCUGGGAACAAGGUUGAAGGUGAGCUUCUAGAUGUGGAGAGUGCCAAAAAUGGUGAAAACAGAAGAGGCCAAAAUGGAUCUGAGAGAUAUGGGAACUGGAGGGGGAACACUGGACGAAAGAUUGGGGUUUCAGCUUUUAUUGAUUGGAAAGCAGAUAAUGUGAGAUCAAGGGUGAAAGCGACCAGGAGCUACGCGAACUCAGGAAGAUAUAAGGAUAGCUGGAAAACAAAACCGAGAGAGAGUCGUAUGAUGUGGGUGAGAAAGGAAGAGAAGUUGGGUACAGAUGCUGCUGAAGUUGGCUCCUCUGGAAUUUCAGCGGAUCAGGAGUAACUAUAGCCCACAACAAGAAGGCUUUCUGGAUUUUUGUAAUGUCUAUCAAGAUGACGGCUUUUGCUGAAAGCCUCACUUCUGUUGUUUCUCACCAUGGUAACGGAUAAAAUAUGAUCUUUAUACUGCUAUUCUCCACUUGUAACGAGGUUUUAUCCGGGACUAACAUAUCUCAUAGUUCUGUCUGUUCACUAUUCUCUAUAUACUUUAGAAAUAUAAAAUAUAUGCCGAACAUGUUUUUUGUGCUCA
This is a messenger RNA of Sesamum indicum (sesame), 2054 nucleotides long. RefSeq lists its product as uncharacterized. NCBI's taxonomy places the organism in Eukaryota, Viridiplantae, Streptophyta, Magnoliopsida, Lamiales, Pedaliaceae. The record is from RefSeq and is a predicted model, not a curated record.